Cooperia oncophora is the source of this 366-nucleotide messenger RNA. The record is from the annotation of a GenBank genome assembly. Lineage: Eukaryota; Metazoa; Nematoda; Chromadorea; Rhabditida; Trichostrongylidae.
AUGCUCUUUGACGGUCGACGACUUCUAGAGCAGAAACAAACCACUGUUAAUCCUUCUGUUGGUCACAAAUCCUCCAUCGACACAUCAUCGAAGCCCUCAUCCUCGUCCGUAUCCUCGUCACUUAGCUCAUCAUCUGGUGAUGCCUCCUUUUCUGAAUCCUUCCUAUUUCACGUGACACCGUCGAAACUCGACCGAUGUCAUAUCGUCAUUGAGAUGUUUGAUCACGAUUCGAAUAACCAACCGUUGUCGGUUGGUCAUUGUGUGAUCGGUCGUAUGGGUGACAUCACGGGUCAUGCACAUUGGAUUCAAAUGCUCAAAAAGCACGGUAUGCCAGUAUGUAUGUGGCACCGGAUUGGCGUCAAUUAG